Molecule: messenger RNA, 1601 nt
Organism: Oppia nitens
Lineage: Eukaryota; Metazoa; Arthropoda; Arachnida; Sarcoptiformes; Oppiidae
Product: testis-specific serine/threonine-protein kinase 1-like
Exons: 1
Coding region: 72-1514 (480 amino acids)
Biological process (GO): protein phosphorylation
Molecular function (GO): protein kinase activity; ATP binding
Source: RefSeq, a predicted model, not a curated record
UUUAAAACAAAUUAAAAGAGAUAUUGUUGUCAAACAAUUUGAAACAUUGAUUGCUUUUUAUCACAAAAAACAUGUUUAGAGCUCAGGGAGGAGGACAGGGAGGACAGGGAGGGUCAGGAGGUGGUGGACGUGGAAAUCCGAUUGAACCUCGAAAAGGAGUUAUGAAUCGAACGAUGAAUUAUAUUCGGAAACGAUUGAGUCGUUUGAGAGGCAAAAGAGAGAACGAGUCUGCGGCCGAACCGCCGGACAGUUUUGUUCCGAUUCCGGUCAUUGAUAUCGAUUAUUUGAAUUAUAUUGCAAAAAGAACCGGAAGAUUGGAUUUGUACGAAGGAUAUCCUCCACAACCGAAGGGAACGCACAAACAUUAUGAUCCGAAAUACGACUUCGGAGGACAGGGUUUCGGAGAGAAAGGCUAUCGACUGCGCAACAGCGAAGCCUGGUUACCGCAUUUGGAUGGACAAAGAGGUGUUUAUGGCUUUUAUAAAGGAAGACCUAUUCAUGGCGUCUCUGAAUGGGAACAGUAUUUUCAAGAUUAUCGAAAUCUCGGACCGCAAUUCAAGGCUCCGAUUCCAAGAGGACAACCCUUGCCUCCAAACGAAAAGGCUUUUACCGACGCUCACGGAAUCACUUUUCUGGGAAAGUUAGGCGAAGGAGGAUUCGGAACCGUUUGGAGAGUUCGRUGCAAUGAGUUGUUGUCCAACAAUUCGAACCGAAUCAGGGAUUACACGAAUCCAGACGUCGAACUGGCCGUUAAGAUCCUGUCGUUGUCUAAAUUCACUUCUCAUGGAAGACCAGUUGCCGAAGCGGUCAGAAAACUGAAGGAAGAGUUCGAACUGCACAACAGUCUGAAACACGAGAACAUAGUGUUAUGCGAAGAGAUGUUCGGAGUUCACGAUCCGCAAACAGGCUUUCCUUACAUCCGAUUUCUGCAUUUCAUGGAACUCUGUUCCGGAACUCUCUUGCAUUGGAUUUGUUGUCAGAGAAGCAAAAAACUCAACGAAAGUCUCGCCAAAGACUGGAUGCGAGGAAUCAGUUGUGGACUCAAGUAUUUGCACGACAAAAACGUCGUUCACUUCGACAUCAAAGUCCAGAACAUUCUGUACAAAGAGAUCCCGAAUCCCGACCCCAACUUCCCGCCUUCACUCAACUGGAAACUCUCGGAUUACGGUUUGGCAAAGGUUUAUCCAAUAGUCCAACACAGCAUUCAUGAAUCGCAUCCGAGAGGAACGCCUUCAUAUAUGGCACCGGAAAUGAGUUUCGGAGCUCCUUUUCAACCGAAACCCACAGAUAUCUAUUCUCUGGGAUUAGCUUUAUGUGAGUCUUUGGGAGGACCUAAUUGUCAUAAAACUAUGGCUGAUCUUAUACUUCAUCCCCACAGAUACGGACCGUUCAUCAAUAAAUAUCGAUUGAGUGACGAAAUCAAAGAUCUCAUCUCUCGAAUGGUCUCUCCUUUGGCUUUAGACAGACUCACUAUUCAACAGAUUCUCGAUCACAACUGGUUUCAAACACCSUAACCAAAGGUCAGUCAAAUCUAACAAAAACUCAUUUCUAAUGUUUUUUACGUCUAUUUUGAUUGAAAUAAAUUAAACAAAAAGCAUCGC